Messenger RNA from Drosophila sulfurigaster albostrigata, 1604 nucleotides. It is a transcript of the gene Jheh2, whose product is annotated as juvenile hormone epoxide hydrolase 1. The coding region runs from base 136 to 1524 and encodes 462 amino acids. Lineage: Eukaryota; Metazoa; Arthropoda; Insecta; Diptera; Drosophilidae. The transcript has 4 exons. Gene Ontology annotation, molecular function: epoxide hydrolase activity. The record is from RefSeq and is a predicted model, not a curated record. Gene Ontology annotation, biological process: epoxide metabolic process.
GUUUACUUUGAAAACUUAGAUCGUGUGGUCGUGUAGAUUGUAGUUUCGGUUUAAGUCCGUUGCAGUGAUCGCCAGAAUCACUAUUACUCAGCAGCUUCAAAUUGCACAAGAAAAGAAAAUCCAAAAUAUUGCAAAAUGCCAUCUGCAGGCGUAACCGCAGUGCGUAUUCUCAUCGGUGUUUUGACCGCUGUUGUUGCCGUGAGCAUCAAGAACUAUCGUGAUUUGUCGGCACCCGGCAAACGUCCUGAUCUCGAUAGCAAUGAGUAUUGGGGACCCAAGCUCAAGGAGCCGUACAAGGAGAAUAAAGCAGUGUUGCCCUAUGACAUAAGUGUUGCGCCAGAGGUUAUUACCGAUUUGAAGAUAUUGCUGGAUCGUCCGCUAAAUUUACAGGAACCCCUGGAGGGCGUUGGCUUCGAGUAUGGUUUCAAUUCCCAGGAGUUGCAAAAGGUGGUGAAAUACUGGCGGAAAUCCUAUCUGAGCAAAUGGAAUGAGCGUGAAGCGUACCUCAAGCAGUUCGACCACUUCCAGACUGAAGUUCAAGGCUUAAAGAUCCACUUUAUCCAUGCAAAACCAAGCAAGGCCGAGGGAAAGAAGGUUCUUCCUCUUCUGCUGCUCCACGGCUGGCCGGGAUCAGUGCGCGAAUUCUACGAUAUUAUACCACUUCUGACCUCCGGCAAUGAUAAGAGCGAUUAUGUCUUCGAGGUGAUUGCACCCAGCUUGCCCGGCUAUGGCUGGUCGCAGGGCGCUUCGAGAACCGGUUUGGGAGCUGCUCAGGCCUCCGUGGUGCUGCGCAACCUGAUGUUGCGUCUGGGCUUCAAUAAGUUUUUGAUUCAAGGCGGUGACUGGGGCAGCAUCAUUGGCAGCAACCUGGCUUCCCUCUUCCCGGAGAACGUGCUCGGCUAUCACUCCAAUAUGUGCGGCAACAAUAGUCCUCUCGGCAGCAUUCGAUUGCUGCUGUCAUCGAUUGUGCCCAGCUUCUACAUUGAGAGUCAGCAUGCUCACUUCUACAAGGGCGUGGGCCAUGUCUUCAGGUCCAUUAUGGAGGAAAUGGGCUAUGCUCAUAUUCAAGCCACAAAGCCGGAUACCAUUGGCAGUGCUUUGGCCCAAAAUCCUGUUGGCCUGGCUGCUUACAUCCUCGAAAAGUUCUCGACCUGGACCAAUGAGGAAUACAAAACGCUGAAGGAUGGCGGUCUGACCAAGCGCUUCACCUACGAUCAAUUGCUGGACAACAUCAUGGUCUACUACGUGACCAACUCGAUCACCACUUCGGUGCGUCUCUAUGCCGAAACAAUGAAUCCCACUCAAAUGGGAUUGAACAUCGAUAGCGUGCACAUUCAUGUGCCUGUCGCAUGUGCCCACUUCCUGCAUGAAUUGAUGCAUUUGCCGGACUCUGUGCUGGCCAACAAGUUCCAGAAUCGUAUACAGACCACACACUAUAACGAGGGCGGACAUUUCCCAGCCUUUGAGGUACCCCAGCAGCUCUACGAUGACUUUGUUAGCUUUGUGAAGAAAGCCUUUGCUUAAGUUUGCCUUGAAUUGUAUUUCUAUAUUUUGUUAGAAGUGGCGUAGGAAUUAAAUAAAGAUAUUGUAAGCAAUGUAUACAA